AUCCCGUCUUCGCGACUCUUCACUCUACUUAGACCCUUCGCUUCUGCCCAUCCGACCUUAUCAAUCCUCGACACUUCCUUGCCACGAAAUGAGGCUUCUCCAUAUCAGGCGCAGGUGUUUCUUCUGCUGCCCAGCCUUCACCGUGUGCUGAUGUGGUUGCGCCGCGACACUCGGUGAUACCCGAUCCGAAGCCAUGCCGCGACCGAAGAAAUCGGAGGAGGAUGGGAGGGAAGUCAAGAAACGCUCAAGAAAUGGAUGCUGGCCUUGUAAGUCCAGAAAGGUCAAGUGUGGAGAAGAGAAACCCUCAUGUAUCAAUUGUCAACGACAAGGCGAGACAUGCGACUACAGUAUACGGCUGAACUGGGACGGUCGAAGCAAGAAGAAAGACGAUGGGAAGCCAGGAUCUCAAAUCAUCUCUUUUGCGAGUCCGCAGCAUAUGCCGCCGUCGCUCCCAAAUGGCUAUAGCAAUGGCUCCUCAAACCACAGUCCCAUUGAGGAACUUACACCUCAACCCUCGCACGUCCAGCCUCAAAUGACUGCCAAUUUCACUGUGAACCAACACCCAGAGUCUGCGCUUCCUCCGAUUGCCGAUUUCGCAAAUAAUCUGCAAGUCCCGCCGACCGAAUUCAAUCCAGCCCUUCUACCUCCACCACCAAUCCUCAGAACUCCACAAUGGAAUGAGAACGUGGCCAACAACAAUAUACCCGAGCCUGCAGUCAUGCCUCAUUUGAGACAUUCGACAUCCUUUCCGGCAUAUCCGUCGCCCUCGGAUUCAGGCUUUGGGAGUCCGAACCUCAAUAACGGAAUGUAUCAAUUCAACGGCCAUUCGACACAAAUGCCUCCACCCAUGCCAACGUCCAACCCACUGAUGUAUCAGGAAUCCCUCAACUCGCCGUACAAUAGCGCAAAGCGAAUGAGACUCAGUCCUCGCACCGACAGUUUCGGCAGACCUACUUCCCAUUUCCAACGGGCCUCAUCAUAUGGCCCGAAUGACCAUGAAGAGCACGCCCGUGUUCAAUUCAACCCGAACACACCCACUUUCUUCCCGACUCAUCUUCAAAAUCCCUUGACGCCAGCUACCUCUGCGACAUCACAGGUAUCACAGGAUAAUGACGAUCGGCGGAUCUCUGUGAGCUCUUUACUAUCAGAGGAUCCUGAUACCGACGACGCGAAACCUGUCGACAAUUAUCAACAUACCCAUUUCACGCAGGAGGAGAUUCCGCGACGCGGGUCGCUUCAUCAACGGAUGGUUUCGUACACUGCAACCGAAACAUACGGUCAAGAUCGUGGCAAUCCUGACCUUGAUAUCCCUCGGAAUAAUGAUACCAUGGCCAUUUCCGGCAUGUCGCCUUCCGAACACAGUGACUUCGAGAAUUGGUUGCACGACACCGAUCUUGGAGUGCCCGAAUUUGGCUUUGGACUUGUGAGUCGAGAAACGGUGUUUGGCAAGGGAGGCUAUUAUGCUUCACCAGUCCCAAUCAAGAUACCUCGGAAACUGGAGCCUCUGCCUCGAGCACUUUCAGAGAAUCCGAUGAAUCUUUUGUACUUCCAUCACUUCCUCAACCACACGGCCAGGAUAUUGGUUCCGCAUGAUUGUCCUGAGAAUCCCUUCAAGACAAUCUUGCCCAAAAUGGCGGUGGAAAAUGCGAACUUGCUGAAUUUACUGCUCGCAUAUUCAGCUUCGCAUCGAGCGAGGCUGUUGAAUCAUCCCGAACCUGCCAACCGAAUUGCUCUUUGGGUUCGAGACGUUUUCCCGUCAUUGCGACAGACGCUGGAUAAUGUAUCCAACACGGAAGUCUCCAAUGCCAAUCUGGCAACAGCAAUCAUGCUGGCUUCUCUUGAGAUCAUUUCGCCUUCGAGUUUCGGAGUUUCUAUACCUUGGCAGAAUCAUCUCAGCAUUGCUCGAAGCAUCAUUCGAGCUCGUGGCGGCCCCAACUCUAUCUCACGCAAAGAUCCAGUGAUGUACUUCUUGACUAGAUGGUUGGCUUAUCUCGAUGUCAUGGGUUCAUUGUCCGGUCGCCGCAAUGAGGAGCCCUUGUUUGCUGGCAAUUACUGGUCCAGCUCACACGAUGAGAGCACGUCAGCCAAGGAACUAUCUUUGACUGAUGAGGACGACACAGAUGAUGAAGACGACUAUACGAUUGACUGUUUGCUGGGCUUCACUACUCGAUGUGUUUCGAUACUGGCGCAAGUGGCGCUUUUGGCCAGACAGUGUGAAUCGAACAGGAUUGAUGCUACUGGACGCAUCAACGAAGCUUGGAAACCUUCGCCAGAUAUCCUCAAGAAGGCCGAAAAGCUGCGUAAGGAUCUUGAACACGCUCGCAACCAUGAACAAAUUUCAUGCUCUCACCCCAGCCCCACGCUGACUAAAGCUCACUUGGUCGGCUCAAGGCGCAACUCUGCCUAUAUCGAAAUGACGGACAAAGACGUGGAAGAAUCUCUGGCGACCAAUUCCGUUUUCCAUUGGGCUGGACUGAUACACUUGCUUCGUCGGAUCCACAAUCUUCCUCGCAGCGACCCACAGGUGCAAGCGGCUGUCCAUGAGAUAGUCAAAGUGCUACAGUCUCUACGUGCCGGGGGCAGUGCGGAGGCGUGUUUGCUCUUCCCAAUGUUUACAGCCGGCGUUGAAGCAGAGGAUUCGCUGGACCGGGCUGAAGUCUUGAGCAGGAUCAAAGGCGUCGAGGGGCUGGGUAUGUGCCAGGUCAGUCGUGCUCGGAAGAUAAUGGAAGAAGUUUGGAGGACAGGAGACAGCUGGGAGAACUUGGUGACUGGAGAGUUCUUUGGAUGAUGGUGAUGCAGAAUACCUCAUUAUGGUGGAUCACCCACACAUUUCUUUCACAGUGGACUUACUUGCAUAUAUU
Messenger RNA from Exophiala viscosa, 2861 nucleotides. Its product is annotated as fungal-specific transcription factor domain-containing protein. The record is from RefSeq and is a predicted model, not a curated record. Bases 194 to 2788 code for a protein of 864 amino acids. Gene Ontology annotation, cellular component: nucleus. Gene Ontology annotation, molecular function: DNA-binding transcription factor activity, RNA polymerase II-specific; transcription cis-regulatory region binding; zinc ion binding. NCBI's taxonomy places the organism in Eukaryota, Fungi, Ascomycota, Eurotiomycetes, Chaetothyriales, Herpotrichiellaceae. The transcript is spliced from 4 exons. Gene Ontology annotation, biological process: positive regulation of transcription by RNA polymerase II.